Colletotrichum truncatum is the source of this 558-nucleotide messenger RNA. RefSeq names its product chitin binding protein. Lineage: Eukaryota; Fungi; Ascomycota; Sordariomycetes; Glomerellales; Glomerellaceae. The record is from RefSeq and is a predicted model, not a curated record.
AUGCGCUCUUCAGUUACUGCUGCCACGGCCCUUCUUGCUGCCAUGGUCUCUGCCCAUGGAAACAUCACCGACCCCCCCGCGCGAGUGCCUGGCCCCGCGAUGAUCAAGGCAUGCGGACAAGAAAAUGUCCAGGCUGUGAUGUCUGACCCGACUAUCCCCCUGGAGGACUUCACCAAUCCCCCUGCAACCUGCCAGCUGGAUCUCUGCCGUGGCGCCAAGUUUGAGGAUAAUAAGCAGAACGUCCAAACUUUCAAGGCCGGCCAGGUCGUCAACAUGAGAGCUGCGCUACCCAUUCCUCACGAGGGUCCCAUGAACGUCUCGAUCGUCGACACGAAGACCAACAAGGUCAUUGGCGAGCCGCUUAUCGUAUUCGACACCUAUGCCGACGAGAAGCUUGCGCAAUUGCCUGCGAACAAUACGAACUUCGACGUUACCAUGCCGAGCAACCUGCCCGCUGGAACAUGCGCCCAGGCCGGUCAAUGUGUUAUGCAAUGGUUCUGGUUUGGCACAAGCGCUAAGCAAACUUACGAAAGUUGUGUGGAUUUCGUCAUGGGUUAA